AUGGGCUUUGGAGUCCUCGACACCCCGCCAGGGCAUGUCGCCCCAGGAACUGUCCAACUCGAAGACCUACACCAAGGGCAGGGUUCCGCCGAUAUCAUCUUGGUGCCUGAGCCGUCCAAAUCACCAAGAGACCCCCUCAACUUUCCGCGCCUCAGAAAGGAACUGUAUUUUGUCGCCUUGCUAUUCGGUGCUUGCGCAACUGGCGUCAUAGGCCCCGUGCUUGUCCCUGGGUUCAGCAUCAUUGUAUCUGCAUUCAACGUCAGCCUCACUAAUGUUGCCCUUCUCAACGGCAGUCUCGUCAUGGCUCUCGGCGUAAGCUCGUAUAUCUGCGCUCCUCUGUCGGAGAUAUGCGGGAGACGCCUGGUCUACUUAUCUACAACUAUCUUGCUGGUGGUGAGUUGCAUUUGGGCGGCGUCGGCAAAGUCGUACGACUCCUUGAUGGCGUCUCGCGUCUUCCAGGGCCUUGGUAUGGGCGGAUUCUUUUCCCUGGCCGGCACAACAUCCAUCAACGACGUCUUCUUUGUUCAUGAACGCGGCUUCCGUGUUGGACUCUGGAACUUUGCCGUUAUUGCUUCGGUCAACAUCACGCCUAUCAUCAGCGGCUAUUUAAUUGUCGACCUCGGCUGGCGAUGGAGCUUCUGGGUUCUUGCCAUUACUUUCGGAGUCUGUCUCGCACUCGUCAUAUUCUGCCUCCCGGAAACCAUCUACGACAGGAAGAUUGAAGGUAAUGAUAACGAAAAGGGGGAUGGGAUGGAUAUAUCCGAGGGGCAAAAUCACCCAGUCUCCAAAAGAUCCCCAGCAUGGAAGCGUGUUCUUGGUGUGGAGAUGGUCACAUUCAAGGGAAUUUCCACGCUCCUGGGCAUGAUACUGGCCCCUCUCACUAUCCUGCGUCAUCCAGUUGUCAUCUGGGGUUGCGCAAUGUGGUCUGUUCUCUUCACUUGGAACAUCAUCCAAGGAGCUAUUGCGGAUCAGAUCUUCGCGGCACCCCCGUACAACCUUAGUCCUUCUGACGUUGGUUUGAUUGUCGGCAUUGCCCCAUUUAUUGGCUCAGCGCUGGGGACAAUUGGUGGAGGGUGGAUUUGUGACUUGGUGGCAAAAGGCAUGUCCAAGAGAAACGGGGGCGUCUACGAGCCUGAAUUCCGUUUGGUUGUCAUGCUGCCCAGCUCGAUUACUGUCGUAAUCGGUGCGUUUGGCCUUGGUAUUGCUGUUGAGCAAGGCCUCUCCCAAAUCAAGUGUGCCGUGUUUCUUGCUAUCCUGAAUUUUGGAACGGGGGUUGGAUGCACUGGCGUGGUUGUCUACACCAAUGAUGUAUGUCAAGAGAGAGCUGGAGAGGCAUUCGGACUCGCCAUGUUGGUCAAGAGUGCAUUCGCCUUUGGGCUUACUUUUAUGCUCAACGAUUAUCUCGCAACUCAUGGCGCACUGGUCUUCUUCUCGACAUGGGGUGGGCUCACGAUUGGGGUCAUGUUGACAACGGUCCCGUUGUACGUGUUUGGGAAGAGGAUACGCGCUUUCUCAAAGUAUUCGAGUAUUUUCGCCUCAAUCUGA
Messenger RNA from Ilyonectria robusta, 1545 nucleotides. Its product is annotated as major facilitator superfamily domain-containing protein. Bases 1 to 1545 code for a protein of 514 amino acids. Gene Ontology annotation, molecular function: transmembrane transporter activity. The record is from RefSeq and is a predicted model, not a curated record. Gene Ontology annotation, biological process: transmembrane transport. The transcript is spliced from 3 exons. NCBI's taxonomy places the organism in Eukaryota, Fungi, Ascomycota, Sordariomycetes, Hypocreales, Nectriaceae.